CCUCUGCCGCAGGAGAGGUCCGUGUCCAGCGGAGGGAGCAGAUGAGGCACAUCUGGACAGCUGUGCUGAGUACCCGUGCGGCCGGUUCGUGGGUCCGACGUCAGCUGGGCACGUCCCCCACGUACUCUCCUAGUCACUUUGUUCGUUUUCCCAAAGAAGCAACCAGGCACCCAAGCUUGAAACUUUUUUCUUCCUAAGGCAAAUUGGGGCCAGAUGCAAUCCAACACUCAGUUUAAUUUUCAAGGGGCUGUGGGAUCAAAAGAACAGAAACAACAACAACGAAAGUCCAGCCGCUCUCUGAUUUAAAACUGCCAGACUGGGAAAAUUAAAGUGUUGAGUAAACAGUGGGCAGCUUCCAGGAUUGUUAGCUGCUGAGUGUCACGUCUUCAGUGCUCGUGAUCCACGGGGGAUUUUCACUAAGAUAAAAGUAUGGCCAAGAUGGGGUCUUUCAGAGGUCAUGCCAUUCCUGGAAGUUUUUUCUUCCUAGCAGGUCUUUGGUGGUGUACAAAAAGCAGUCUGAAAUAUGCCUGCAAAAAGUACAAGCACACUUGCUACCUUGAUUCCAAAGCAUUAUUCCGUCGUCUAGAAAUUUUGGAGGGAAUCUUAAUGAUCAUCAUGACUUUUAUAGGCAUUGCUGGGGAACAGCUUAUGCCUGGAGGACCUAACCUGAUCUUAUAUGACUAUAAAGAGGGCCAGUGGAACCAGCUCCCGGGGUGGCAACAUUCCACCAUGUACUUCUUCUUUGGGCUACUUGGCGUGGCAAACAUCUUAUGUUUCACCAUCAGUUCAUUUCCUGUCUCCAUUACCAGGAUAAUGUUGUCAAAUGCCUUAUUUGUUGAGGCUUUUGUCUUCUACAACCAUACUCAUAGCCGGGAAAUGCUGGACAUCUUUGUGCACCAGCUUCUGGUCUUGGUCGUCAUUGUGACAGGCUUGGUGGUCUUCCUGGAGUUCCUCAUGUGGAAGAACAUACUUCUGGAGCUUCUGAGGUCAAGCUUAAUCCUGCUUCAGGGGAGCUGGUUCUGGCAGAUUGCUUUUGUACUGUAUCCCCCCAGUGGAAGACCUGAGUGGGAUCAGAAGGACCAUGACAACGUUAUGUUUCUCACCAUCUGCCUUUGCUGGCAUUACGCAGUUGCACUUGUCAUUGUUGCUGUGGAUUAUGUCUUUGUCACCUGGCUGACAUCUGGGCCUCAUCUCCUUAGAGGCUGGGCGGUCUCCAAGACCUAUGUGAGCAUUGUUCACAUCAGCUCUCAUCCAGAGGCAAAAGAAGACUACAGCUUCUUCCUGUUUCAAAAGCCUCAGGACCCCUAGUGAACCUCUAAUCCACUUACAGUUCUCUGGAAACCAGAAACUCUAUUUAUAUUGUUUAAUCUUCCAUCCCAUCCCCAACUUCUGCCCCACACUGCACUUUAUUCUAAACUUUUGACCAUGUGGUUCCCUCUGUCUGGCAGCCCUGUUAAAUGUACACCUCUUCAAUGAAACUUCCUCUGAUUACUCCAGCCCUUGCUCAUCUCUCUCUUCAAGUUUUCACAGCACUUCAGUGUCUACCAUACAUCUCAACAAUUGUAAUCUACCUUGUGAUAUUUAGUGUUGGUUCAUGUGCAUUGGUGUUGAUUGCUAGCUAGAUUGUGUCUCCUUGAAGACAACACGCUUGUCUUACAAUUUCAUAUUUCUCACAUCUUGGCAUACUUCCAAACAUAUUGUAGGCACUCAAUAAACACCUGUU
Messenger RNA from Choloepus didactylus (southern two-toed sloth), 1723 nucleotides. RefSeq names its product transmembrane protein 45A (gene TMEM45A). The transcript has 7 exons. Lineage: Eukaryota; Metazoa; Chordata; Mammalia; Pilosa; Megalonychidae. The coding region runs from base 430 to 1308 and encodes 292 amino acids. The record is from RefSeq and is a predicted model, not a curated record.